This is a messenger RNA of Boeremia exigua, 2587 nucleotides long. RefSeq lists its product as uncharacterized. The record is from RefSeq and is a predicted model, not a curated record. Bases 40 to 2445 code for a protein of 801 amino acids. Lineage: Eukaryota; Fungi; Ascomycota; Dothideomycetes; Pleosporales; Didymellaceae. The transcript has 3 exons.
GCCCCGUCGCCGCGCCCCGUCGCCGCGCCCUCUCUCGCCAUGGCAGCCCCCGACCGGCCCGACGUGCCCACCGCGCGCUCGCUGAAGCGCAAGGACUGCUCGCAAGACGACCAGGACGAGCUGGACGAGCUGGACCGCAUCUUCAAGCGCGUCAAGACCGUGGUGCCGCCCAACCCCUACAUCCUGUCCACGCCCUCCUUGGACCCAUAUCGCUACCACUCGCAGCAGGAGGCCAAUGCCUGGAUGCUGGGGCGCCUGUGGAAGUACGACGAAGAGAACAUGCAGUACCGGACCUACCUCUACCGCGAGCCGUGCCAGGACUGCUUCGAGCUGCAGGCCGGCGAGGACGACGAGCCCGAGCCAGAGCGCCCCCGAUCGCAGGCCUCGCAGGCCUCCAACGCCGCCAGCCAGGGCCCCAAGAAGAAGAUUAGCCUGUCUGCCUAUAAGAACAAGCAGGCAAACGGCGUCAUAACUCCCACCCCCGGCUCCAAGCUCGCCUCGCCCAGUUUGCCGCCCUCGAAACCUCCGCCUGCGAAAAGCAACGGCGUGAAGAAGCCUGAGAAGCAGCCAGCACCCGCCCAGAAACCGGCAGAUGUGAAGGCACCCAAAGAACGUGCGGCUGAAGACCGCAACAGGCGCAAACCUGAGCACGACACCCAAUCAAGCAGUCACCACCCGCUGCCCCCUCGCCCUCCCGCAGCAGAAGUCAAGCGCAUAGAAGACGAAGAUUCAAGAACCGUGGACAAAUCGAGUCCCUCAAACUCGACACCACAUGGCCUACCUCCCAUGCUAUCACCAGUACACGAGCCUCUGAGCAACCCGUACGGAUUACCGAGCAUCCUAUCGCCUACUCUACCGUCAAGUAUACAGGCAGAACUGGACAGGCUGGAGCAGCACAGGUCACGAGCAGUGUCAAGCGCGUCAGCAUCGUCAACUGAACCCAAGAGCCAGACACUUUCAGUACCAAAACCAAAGGAGAAGGAGAGGCCGCAACUUGCAGAAAAGACUGUCAAGACAGAACAGCGCAUUCGAGCCGUCUCCGUGAGCGGAAAGUCACCAUACGUUGCGCCGCCAGCCAAAACGGAGGAAAAGGAGCCGUCCUUGAUAGUCACCUUAAGGUUUUCGAAAGCGAAAGCGGCGACCGUCAAGCAGGUGCUCCGCUUACCGCCGAAACGAGCUUUGCCGGAGAAGAAAGAGCGUCCGGUUCCCCCAAAAGAGUCUCCAGUCAAGAUUCGCACAAAAGUUGUGGAGGAUCCUGUGCAGAAGAAAUUGAAGCCUAUACCCAAGAUCGCCGCACGUCGGCCAGAAGCGUCAACAACGUCGACACCCACGCCCAGCAAGCCUGCACCGCCGGCCGCGAAGGUCGCAGAGAAGCGCCCCAGGGCCGCCGACGACGAUGUCGCACUCGCAGUGCCAGCCAAGCGGCAAAGAGCACUUUCCGGACAAGAUCGACCAAAAACUCCAACACCGCAGGCUACCUCAUCCUCUGCUGUACCUAACAGAUCUAGCGCGCAAAAGAGCCAGCUGCAGCACGAGACACCGAAGAAGGAGCACAAAGCUAUCAAUAUGCUGCGCACUGGCUCCUCUGAAAGUCAGGACGCAACGCCAGGUCGGUCGGGUGGUACACCCGCCAACGCUAGACCCGAUGUGAGGUCGAUGCCCACAUCUGCGCCUUUGACUGGGAAGAAGCAAGCCGAAAUCUCCCUGAUGGCCCAAACAUCACAGAAGCUCAACCAAAUGGGCCGCGCGUUGAAACACGAAGCCACCAAAAUCCUGACAGAAAAGGGAAACAAGACAACAAAGCAAGACGAGAAGCGCGCGGCGGUGACGAAUUUGGAGUGCAUAUUAUCUUACAUGGCUGCAUACUACGCACAAGACCUCUCUCUCAACUUCCGCGGACGGGCAGGUGAGGUAGAACAGACUUGGAAGACUCUUCUUCCUCUGUGUCUGUCCUACGCACGGUUCACCAAAGACUUCGCACACCUUGACGGCUUGCGCUCGUAUCUGAGCUCGGUCAUUGCUUCGACAAUCUGCUCGCUGGUAUCGCAGCGUGCAACUAAUACGAAGACCCACGACUCCCCUCAAGAUAUCGCACCCGCCCAGCUCGCGAGGGAACAUACGUCUCUUGCGGAGAACUUUGCGCUUUUGGCAGACCACUCCAAAAUGAUGGUGGCGCAUGUCCAGGAUGCGAGGAUAGCGCUGCCUGUCGAAGACCUCCAGACGAUAUACAAGAAGACGUGGUCCGGGCGAGAAACAAACGCGAAGCUGGUCCAGGACGCGGAGAAGGUCAGCGGAGCGCGCUUGUCGGGACCUUACUUCCUACCGAUUUCCAGCGACACGACGCCGAUCCAGGCCGUGCGGUUCGGACUGAAGUUCUUGAGCGAAUUCUGCGAGAACCAAGGGCUGAAGUACUCCCUGCGCGUCAAUCUUGACCAGCCCUCGUAGGCUGCGGCAACAAACGUAUUGAUCGAUGACGACAUGUACACCAUCAUUUCUCCCCACGAACAUUGUCUAUUUUUGCUUAAGCGAUGCUUGCGGUGUUCUGUUAUCUGGCGAGUGCAUAUUGCUUCGGCACAUGGGACCUAGG